AUGAAUCAAAGCUAAACGAUUUCAACUCUAAACACAUCCAUUCAAAAAGCAAAAUCAGAUUUUCAAUAAAUUACAACUCAAAAUAGGUAUUCUUAUUCUUCAACUAGAUCUCUCAUUUCAUAAAUGAAAAUAGACAAUUCUGAAUACACAGAUUAAUUGAUCAAUUAAAAAUAAAAAAAUACAGUUGUAGAUACUCAAAUAGCUUUAAGUGUAAUUAAGGCUUAGGAAGAAUGUGCAUUGAUAGCUUAAAAAAUAGAGAUAGAAACUAAAAAAAAAGUAUAAUAUACCUUGAUUUUUUAGUAAGACUUAGAGAAUUUAGUAAAUGCAAUGAAAGUAAGUGCAAAAGACAUCUCAAAAAUAGAAAAUACAAAUUCUGGUAGCGAGUUGACUUAAGUGUAGAAAGUAAAAUUAAUAUUUAAAUUGAUAGGCAGUUCGAGAUGCAGAAUUGAAACUGUAAUAGAUUCAUAUAAAACACAAUGAGUAAUUAGCAGAAGUUGAAGCAGAAAAAGAAUAAUUGAAUCUUAGCAGAAGGGAGAGAGUCAUUUAUUCAACAGUAUUUAAAGGAAUAGAAAAAGAUGCUAUUUUUAAACAAAGAGAAUAUUAAAAUUGUAUAAGAUAAAACGAAUUGCUAAAAGAGGAGGUAACUCAAAAAUAUAAUUUAUAGCAAAAAUUUCUUUAAGACUAACUCAAGUUAAUUAAGGAAUUAGCUGAUAAAGAACAAAAUAAAUUCCAGCAAGAAUACGAGGCAUUAUUUAAACCAUAGAAGGAUGAUUAAUAAGAAUAAUAAAGCAUGGCAUCUGAUUAAAAAUCUUAAGUUCAAGGACCCUACCUAACAGAAUAAGGCGAUUAGUCAAAACCAAUAUUAAAAGAAAGAAGUGAAUCAUAAUAAGAAUAGAAGGAUGUUGCUUAAUAAGUUCUAGAAUAUGAGGCUUAAUUUAAUAAACUUUAUUUGGAAACUGGAUUCAACAAUGUUGAUGCAAUACUGAAAUAAUAUUAUAAUUAAGAAAUCUGGAUUGAUGAAAUCUAUAAAGAAAUCAAUGAGAUCAAUUAAGAAGUAAUAAUAUUAUUUUAUUUAUAGAUUGAACAAACUGAAUAAAAGAACGAGAAAAUCUAAUAAUAUUUACAAAAGUUUAAAUAAAUGGCAAAAGCUCCUAUCAAAGAAUAGGUAAAUUUAGAAGAUUCUAAGAUCGAAAGAAUAUCGAGAGGAAUUGAUUAAAAUAAAAAGCAAAUUGCAUAAAUUUAAUAAUAAUAUAUGAGGAUUCAAGAAUAAAUAGGUGUUGAAAUUAUUAAUGAAGAUGAUGAUGAGACAACGCUUUUACCAAAAAUAGAAUAAUUAGAAAAAAUAAUAGACAAUAUUUUAUUAGUUUCAAAUUAGUAUGUUCCUAAAUAGGAUCAAAAGAAACAAAAGAAAGGAACAGUUAAGUUUGAUGAUGAUAAGAGUGAAAUAUCUGGUACUAAGUAACAUACAGAAUUAAAAUCAUAAUCUGAUCAUUAAUUUGAUUUAGACAUUAUAUUAACAGAAGGUAAAUACCAUUUAUUACAUUUUAGUUGAGAAAAGAAAAACUCUGGCAGAAUCAAGACAUACUAAAGAAGAAUUGUAAAAAGAAAGUGCUGAUUAGAUGGUGUUAUCUUAAAAUAAAAAAUAAAAUUCCAAAAGAUCAAAGUAUUAACAAUAGCAAUAUUGA
This is a messenger RNA of Paramecium pentaurelia, 1685 nucleotides long. Lineage: Eukaryota; Ciliophora; Oligohymenophorea; Peniculida; Parameciidae. The record is from the annotation of a GenBank genome assembly.